AUGCGACUCGAUUAUGAGAGUAAGAAGGAGUUUUUGGUAAAGGUCAAAGUACUUCGCCGUGAUCAACAAGGUCGCUCAAUUAAUUCAGAAGAGAUUGAUAUUCACAUAAAUUUAAUCGAUGUCAACGAUGAACCUCCCGUCUUCACACCAUUUUGGCCCGAAUACCCGGAUUCUAUUGCAAAAGCUGUGCUCGCGGGAGAGUCUAAAACUCCACCUGGGACAAGAGUAUUUAAAGCCGAGGCUACGGAUGCUGAUGCGGGCUCAGUUUUGCAGUUUGGCUGGACACCUGGUGUAGAGAUUACAGCUGGCGAACGUUUCUACAUAUCCCCAACAUCAGGCGUCAUAACCACGGUAGGUGAGGAUGCCUUUCCAGUCAACCACGUCUAUCGACUCAGCAUCCGCGUUGUCGACUUGAACGCGGCUGUUCCGGCGACAAGCUUCGCCGACAUGGAACUCCUUGUCUACACUGCCUUCCAACCUGUGCUGUUUCCUGCGGACACGUUCCAGUUCAACGUCACCGAACAACUGCCUGCGCAAACCAGACUCGGUUACAUCCCCGCACGCUCCUUGAACUCAAUCAAUGACAUCAUCACCUUCAAAGUACUUCGCCGACCCGACCCCUCUAAACAACCAAUCAACAUCGUGGACGGAGGUGAUGGUUUAAUCACAACGCAAAAUUACUUCGACUAUGACACUAUCCUGGAUCACUCCACGACGUACCUCAUAGAGGGACGGGUCCAAAAUGGCUAUUCCGCUACUGCCUUGGCAAGUCUAGAUUCUCUAGAAUACAUGUCUUAG
This is a messenger RNA of Mesocestoides corti, 798 nucleotides long. NCBI's taxonomy places the organism in Eukaryota, Metazoa, Platyhelminthes, Cestoda, Cyclophyllidea, Mesocestoididae. The record is from the annotation of a GenBank genome assembly.